AUGCGUAAAACAGAUCUACUUCCUCCCUCGAAUGGCCCCUCGCCUGUUGAGGGAAGAUCUGGGAAGCCAGCUGUAGUCGAUGGCCUGCGGGAGACAUUCACCAAUCAAGCCACUAAGCUCUCGCGUCAGGACGGACCUUCUUCCACGAAAAGGGAAAGCUAUUCUUCUUCUUCACGAGGGACCUUGUAUACUGUUUUUGUUAUCACCGGGGCAUUCAUAAUCUUACUGAUCAACUCUCUCCAGAUGACAGUCGUCAGCUCCCUCUCCCCAUACGUCACAAGUGACUUCAAUUCGCAUUCUCUUCUCCCAGUAAUCAGCCUUCUGUCGUCAGUCGUGACUGGCGUGAUGCAGCUGCCUUUGUCGCGAAUCAUUGACCUGUAUGGACGCCCACAGGGCCUCAUGGCGAUGAUCACGCUAGAUGUGCUAGGUACUCCCUCAAACUUCAUGAAUAUGUGA
Molecule: messenger RNA, 456 nt
Organism: Fusarium keratoplasticum
Lineage: Eukaryota; Fungi; Ascomycota; Sordariomycetes; Hypocreales; Nectriaceae
Exons: 2
Coding region: 1-456 (151 amino acids)
Biological process (GO): transmembrane transport
Molecular function (GO): transmembrane transporter activity
Source: RefSeq, a predicted model, not a curated record